CAGGAAAGUAACGAGUGGUUUUUGUUCGUGUGUUCGGUUUUAACGGGACUCUGUGCCGGUUCUAGUUCUUCUGCAGGAGGAUGAAGACUCUGCUGCUGCUGCUGCUCUUCAUCAACGUUUCCCAGCAUGCCCUGGCUGUGGUGAUGGAGGUGUAUGCAGGAGAAAAGUCCAUCCUGCUGCCCUGUCAGUUCUCAGGGUUUCCACCUGAGGACGAUCCUGCAGUGAUGUGGACUCGCAGUGAUCUCGAUCCCAAAUCUGUCCACCUGCUCCAAAAAGGAGGAGAUGAUCUUAGAGGACAGAACCAGCAUUACAGCGGACGCACAUCAGUGAGGUCUGAUGCUCUUAAAACUGGAAAUUACAGCCUCACUCUGAGGAACCCACAACUGACUGACAGCGGCAGCUACACCUGCUCCAUCACUGAUGGAAGACAAGAAAAGAUACUGAGAGACUUACAGUUGCAGGUCAAAGACCAGCAGGUGAAGGUGAAGGUGGAGGAAGGCUCAGAGUCUGUCAUCCUGCCCUGCAAAACACCACCUGACCUGCCCGAGGACACCAGGGUGGUGUGGACUCGCUAUGACCCAGAACUCAUGGUGGUCCAUGUGUAUUCAAACAGCAGUAACAACCCUGAAAAUCAGCACUGCCAUUACUUCGAACGCACAAAGAUGAACGACCUGCUGAGAACUGGAGACCUCAGUCUGACCCUGAAACAGCCCACACAGAGAGACACAGGAGGAUACAUCUGCACCAUCUACAGGGACAAAGACAUCCUGAGACAGAAAGUAGUGCUGCAGGUCAAAGAACAAUUUCCAUCCUGGGCCAUAGCUCUCCUGGUUCUCCUGGUUCUUUUUCUUGUGGUUUUUGGAGGUCUUUUAUUUAAUUUUCGUCAGUAUUUCAUGUCAGUUUACAAGGUGGAGGUGGACUCAGGGGUGGAGUCUGUCCAGCUGCCCUGCAAGACCAGAGUUCGCCUGCUGAAAGAUGCUAAAGUGGAGUGGAAGGACAGAAAGAACAGGAAAGUCCACGUGUAUCAGAGCGGCUCUGACCAGCCUGAAGAACAGGACCAGGAAUACAAAGGACGAACGAAGAUGAAGAGAAAACUGCUGAAACCUGGAGACUUCAGUCUGACCCUGAAACACCCCUCAUCCUGGGACAGAAACGUCUACACCUGCACCGUCUACAACAAGGAUGGAAAGAUCCUGAUGAAGAAACAGGUUUUGCUCCAUGUCAGAGUCUUACCGGUGAAGGUGGAUUCAGGGGUGGAGUCCUUCCAGCUACCCUUCAAAUCCACAGUUCUUCUGCCUGAAGAUGCCAAAGUGGAGUGGAAGAAUAAUUCAUACAGGACAGUCCAUGUGUCUCAGAACUACCAUGAUCAGCCUGAGGAGCAGGACCAGUCAUAUAAAGACCGAACAGCAGUGAAUAAUGGCCUGCUGAGAACUGGUGACCUCAGUCUGACCCUGAAACACCCCGUAAACACAGACAGAGACACCUACACCUGCACCGUUUACAGUGGGAGGGGGGGAAACAUCCUGAUGAGGAAGCAAGUGGCGCUGAAUGUCAAAGUCCCCCAGGUGGAGGUGGAGUCAGGGGCGGAGUCUAUCAAGCUGCCCUUCACAACCACCAUUAGUCUGCCUGAAGGAGCUAAAAUGGAGUGGACCAAUGUACAUAGGAUGGUCCACAUAUAUCCAGAUGCUGCUGACCAAGCUGGACAACAGGACAAACAUUACAGCGACCGAACAGAGAUUGAUGACGACUGUCUGACCCUGAAAUACCCCACAGACAACGAUGAUGGCACCUACACCUGCACCGUCUACAGCAGGGAGGGAAACAUCCUGCUGAAGAAACAAGUGGAGCUGAAGGUCAAAGUCUGUCAGGUGGAGGUGGAGGUGGAGGAGGGGGCGGAGUCUGUUCAGCUGCCCUUUCAAACCACAGAAAACCUGCCUGAAGGCACUAAAGUGGAGUGGUGGCGUAAAGACCCCAAACCAUCAAAGAAGGUCCACGUGUAUCAGGAAGGUCCUGAAGAGCAUGAAGAACAGCACCAAGAUUACACGAACCGAACGAAGAUGAAUGAAGACCCUCUGACAACUGGAGACCUCAGACUGACCCUGGAUCAGCCCAAAGAGGGAGACAGUGGAGAAUACAGCUGUAAAGUCAGCAGCAGUGAGGAAAACAUCUGGUUGGCCUACAGAUACAAAACAGUUGUUCUUACAGUUAAAGGGAGAGCUCAGGUCCAGGAUCAAACAGAAGAAGCUCCAUUCAUCCAACUCCAAUCAGUUUGAUCUGUUCUUUGAUUAUUGAUCAGUGAUGUCAGAGUGGAGUCAGUGUGAUGUUGUUGUUGUGUGUUUGAGCCUUUUAGUGUCCAUGAAGUUCUCUGCUGCCGUAGAUCCUCUGAGCUAUGACAGAGGUCUCACUCUGGAGGAAACUCUGAGCACUUUCCAGCAGCUCCUCCAUCAUGGAGGACGUUCCUCACUGUGGGAAGGUAAGGGAAAGAGGAGAGGAGGGACAGGUGGAGGAGAGAAGGCAGCUGACCUGUCAUGUAAAGAUGGGACCAAAUUGGAUGGGAAUAUAGCAAUAAAUAAUAAAUAAAUAUAGCAAUACAAUCUGAACUGUGUGGACAAAAAUGAAAUGUCAUUGGUGUUUUAGAUUAAAUAUAUUUACUCAGGUUACUGAUGGGCUGAGUGAUAAAUACCACCUGCACACAGUAAACUGUUAUUAUAAUGUAAUACGAGGCAGUGGAGCAUCUGUGUGUCAGUGUUUUCAGGGUGAUGUCACCUCCAGCCAAACAUGCUGCAGCUGCUUUAUGUUAUUAAGCAGCAGAAACACAGGGACUGAUAAACCAACCACAUCUGCAGCUGGAUUAGAUGGAACAAGAAAUCUUCAUUACCAUCUUUUAAUUCUUAAGUGGUCUUCAGUGACAGUUGUGCAGCUUUCUGGAGUCCUUCUUUGGACAUUGGCUGCUUUUUCACUCAUUUUCAGUCCACUCCUUCUGACCACUUUCAGAGGAAUGUUUUUUGUUUAAGCCACUUCACUCUGACGUAUGACUCAUUCAAGCAUAAAAAAAAGCCCAAAGAGCUGUCAGCUGAAAGCCUGAGAUUUCUCAGCACAGAGUGCAGAUCUGAGCAAACUGAAAAAGCAAAGGGAGCAAAGUGCAGGACAAAAGGAGAAGUGAGAGGCCUGAAAAGAGAGCUGAUCCAUCUGUUUGUGGACUCAUUGACAGCUCCUCAGGAUAAAGCUGGUUUUCUUGUGCAGCUUUGUCAGUGUUGGAGAGAAGGAUAAGAAUAUACAGGAUCUUUGUUUGUGGGCCACUAGCAGGCAGAUUUGUAUGAGACUGUUCGGGGCUGGACUUGUCCCCAUGCUUCCUCGUGUUUACCGCCUGGGCUGCCAUCUGAAAGUGUGGAAACCUGCAGCUCAAUGUGGCAGGAACCCAGUUUUGCUGCACAGCUUACUCUGCUGGACGGACGCUGUUCCCAGCCCUGCUGCACAUGACCCGGAGGCUCCCUCCAUCUAAAUGAUGGUAAUUAACAUGUUAUGGACUCUUUUAACUUUGUUCAUGUAUCUGGGUCUGCCCACACUGCUGGACAUACUUUGGACUUGGUCUUUAGUUAUGGUGUUACCUGUGACCAUCUGCACAUAAGUGAAGUUGUCUUCAGGGACCAUAAAUCAGUUUCUUUUAAUGUUUCCUUUAAUCCGGAAUCUUUUCCCCAUCUAAUCCAGCUGCAGAUAUAGUUGGUUUAUCAGUCCCUGUGUUUCUGCUGCUUAAUAACAUAAAGCAGCUGCAGCAUGUUUGGCUGGAGGUGAAGUUACCAAGCUAGUCCUGAAAACUGUCCCCUUAGAAUUAUAAGGUUCUAUCUGCAUUCUGACCAGUGUUAAGAUAUUAAAUAAUAGAAACUUAAGCGUAGACGUUUUAUUGAUGAUUCUAUUUUAUCUGAGUUUUCUUCUCUUUUCAAUUUUUAGCUCAUCCUGGAGAUAAUGUUGAGCUCCUUGUUAACUCUUUUAAUGAACACCAUUCUCAAUCAUGUUGCUCCUUUGAAAACUAGUCAUUGCUCUGUCAGUGCAGCCUUUGAUACCAUGGAUCAUAACAUUUAACAGGCUUAGGGUUUUGGCUGCUAUCUCUGGCUCAGCACUAGACUGGUUUUCCUCGUAUUUAUCAGAUAGGACGUUCUCUGUUAGGACCAGCAAAUUUAGUUCCACCAUUGCCUCCCUAAACUGUGGGGUCCCACAGGGUUCAGUCCUGGGUCCAUUAUUUUUCUUUUUACAUGCUCCCUUUAGCUGGCUUCAUUCAAACUUUUAAGUUAAUUUCUUACCAUUUAUACACUGAUGACAUUCAGCUCUAUAUGUCUUUAAAGCCCCAGUAGCUGGAUAGGUUGUCCACCCUAGUCCAGUGUUUAACCCGGAUCAGUGAGUGGCUCUACAGUAAUUACCUUGUUUUAAAUGCCAAUAAGACUGAGACUAUGAUGAUAGCCCCUCCUGAUCUAUAGCUGCAAAUCAGUCAGGCUCUUGCCUCUUUUUGUCCCACCACUAAGUCCAGCAUCCGUAAUCUUGGUGUAAUAAUCGAUUCCUCUUUGAGCUUUGACUCAUGUCAGAUCUCUGUCUCCGUCCUGCUUCUUUCAUUUAAGGAACAUCUCUAAGUUACGACAUAUGGUCUCCAAGGCUGAUCUGGAAAAAAUAAUUCAUGUAUUUGUGUCUUUGUGUUAAGAUUAUUGUAAUGUCCUGUUUACUGGCUUGGACAAAUCAUCUCUUUAAUGUCUCUAAGCAAUACAAAACGCUGCAGCCAGAUUAUUAACACAUUCCAGCAAGCAAGCGCACAUUACUCCGAUUUUACAUUCCUUACAUUGAGUCCCACUUAAUUUUAGGAUUCAUUUUAAAACUUUCAUUUUCACAUACAGAACAUUAAACAGCCAGGCUCCAGCUUCUCGUAAAAUAUACUGCUUCUCACUGUCUUUGUUCGCAGGCUUAGAAUUUGUUAGUUGUUCCCCGCAGACCACUAAGGACUGGCGGGGGGGCUUUCAGUCAGUGGCACCAAGGCUGUGCCACUUGUGCUCCCUAACUUGAAUUAUUAGUUUUUAGCUAUUAUGGUGUUUUAUUACUGUUUUUGUUUUGUUUUGCAUUUAGCAUGUACAGCGCUUUGUGACUGUCUCUGAAAAGCCUUAAAUAAUCAAAGUUUACUUACUUACACACACGAGAAAGAUCAGAAAAUUUGAACAACUGAUUGCCAAAACUUUUGUCCCUCUUUCUCCAGCAGCAGUAACCACAGUUUGGUCAGAGCUCUGCUAACAGAGGCGUUUAAAGCUGGGCGAUAUAUUUGAAAAGCCUUCCACUGUACUUAUGAUGAUCCUGAUAUAUGACUAUAUCAUAUUUACUGAAUGGAAAUUUAUGAAAUAAUAAAUAAAAGAAGCACACAAUGAGCAGCAUGGAGGCGUUAUUGGAAAUAAACAGGUUUGCAUAUAGAAAAUAACAGCUGUGCCAUUAAAACCACCUUUCUGUGGACUGUUUGUAUAUUAAAGCUGUGAUGGAUAAAGAACCAAAACUGGACUUCAUUUAUACAAAUGCAAAGAUCCAAACUCUCUGAAAUGCCUCGUACUGUGUUUGUGUAUGUUUAUGUGUAUUUGAGUACACUGUGAUAUU
Molecule: messenger RNA, 5619 nt
Organism: Archocentrus centrarchus (flier cichlid)
Lineage: Eukaryota; Metazoa; Chordata; Actinopteri; Cichliformes; Cichlidae
Exons: 9
Coding region: 81-2273 (730 amino acids)
Biological process (GO): cell surface receptor signaling pathway; cellular response to lipopolysaccharide; positive regulation of T cell proliferation
Cellular component (GO): external side of plasma membrane
Source: RefSeq, a predicted model, not a curated record